AUGUAUUUUCUUUCUUUCUUUCUUUCUUAUUUAUUUAUUUAUUUAUUUAUUUAUUUAUUUCUUUUCUUUAUUAAGUGCUUUUUGAGACGGUACAAAGGUCCUGCUGACUACUGGAUUGGUCUCCAAAAGAUGAAUGACCAGGAGCCUUGGAAAUGGAUCGAUGGCACCAUUUUCAAUAACUGGUGAGCAUCCACAAUGAAAAUGUGUAAUAAACAAGUCCCUUAAAACAGUGUAACAGUUAAAAUAGUUUGAGUGAAAAGAUCAAGGGAAUGCUUGCCCAAACAGGUGUGCUUUGAGGAGCAACAUAUGCAGUGCUUUUUUAAUAUAGAAAAUAAGGUGCCAAUAUUCACCAUGAAGUUCUUACAGCAAGUGCCACGCUUUAACAUUUGGAAAAGAAAAAAGGGCGCAGGUACUGAGUACCAUUGAGUACCCUCUGAAAAAGCACUACGUAUAUUCCUCAAGGACUACAAAGCUCCUGGUCCUAGCCUAGUGGCAUGCAGUCAAGGAACUAGGCGCAGGGGUCAGCAAACCUUUUUAGCAGGUGGCUGGUCCACUAUCCCUCAGACCUUGUGGGGGGCCGGACUAUAUUUUUUUGGGGGGUAAAAUGAACAAAUUCCUAUGCCCCACAAAUAACCCAGAGAUGCAUUUUAAAUAAAAGCACACAUUCUACUCAUGUAAAAACAUGCUGAUUCCUGGACCAUCCAUGGGCCGAAUUGAGAAGGCGAUUGGGCCGGAUCUGGCCCCCGGGCCGUGGUUUGCCUACCCAUGGACUAGGGGGACUAGGCUAGUCCCCUAAAUGUUCCCAGUAAAUAAGAGUAUUGACGUAUUAAAACCUGGCGCCUCCUUCCCAAAGCCCAAGAAGCUUUUGCCUGGCUUAGAGCGGGAGGCAUGAUGCCUGUGUUGGACAUGGCAAUGUUGCAACUUCACUUGUUCUCCACCCCACCCCAAUCACAAGCUGGUGCCACUUGUCCUAACUGUUGCCCUACAAAAAAGUUCACAACACGCCACUGUCAAAGGCACAUUUGUAGUUUCACAAUUGUUACUAGUACAGUGGUACCUCGGGUUAAGAACUUAAUUCGUUCCAGAGGUCUGUUCUUAACCUGAAACUGUUCUUAACCUGAAGCACCACUUUAAGCUAAUGGGGCCUCCCGCUGCUGCUGUGCCGCCGCCGUGCUUUUUCUGUUCUCAUCCUGAAGCAGAGUUCUUAACCUGAAGCACUAUUUCUGGGUUAGCAGAGUCUGUAACCUGAAGCGUAUGUAACCUGAAGCGUAUGUAACCCGAGGUACCACUGUAGUCUGCCUGAAUGUUGAGGAACUGACCAGAAGCCAUCUCGCUUCUUAUACACAGAGCUCCACCUUGUGGUCAGCAGCACACAUAGAAGUUCAUUUUCAGUCAUAGCGCAGCAAGAGUUUGAUGUUUCCUUUCUAGGCCAGAUUCUAAAGAAAAUAUUUUGGUGGAAAAGCUGCUUAGAAAUAUGAAUAUUUGUAUUAUAUGAAUAUGAAUGCAAUUGUCUUCUUCAGGUGAAAAUUUGCUUCCAGGCCUCCCUGCACCUAUGCUUGGCGUUUCUCCCGCUGCUUGAUUUAUGCUCGUUCUCAGGGAUAUUUCUAUGGAUAUUUUCUAUGGAUUGUGGUUAAUGGGUUGAGGUUGAAUUCCAACAACACAGAAGUACAGUUUCUGGGGGACAGCGGACGGGCAUGUUUGGGGUAUUCCCUGGUCCUGAAUGGAGUUACUGGGCCCCUAAAGGACCAGCUGUACAGCCUUGGGAUCUUCUUGGACUCACAGCUGUCCAUGAAGGGGCAGGUCAAUUCUGCCAGCUCCAUCUGGUACACCAGCUGAGACCCCAUCUGCCUGCGCACUGUCUCACCAGAGUGCUGCAUGCUCUGGUUAUCUCCUGCUUGGACCUGCCUCAUAUAACUGAUCACAAGAUGCAACACAUGCACACCAUUUGAGUGGCAUUGCCCAUUAAUUUUGGGGGGCAGCCCCCUCAAAUAUUUUAUUGGAGGACCGAAGGGAUCUCGGCACCUAGGAGUUGGCUCCUUUGAUGAUAACCUUUAAAGCUCUAAAUAGCUUUGGCCCUGUAUACCUGAAGGAGCAUCUCCACCCCCAUCGUUCAGCCCGGACACUGAGGUCCAGCUCCAAGGGCCUUCUGGCAGUUCCCUCACUGCAAGAAGUGAAGUUACAGAGAACCUUCUUGGUAGUGGCCCCUGCCCUGUGGAAAGCCCUCCCAUCAGAUGUCAAGGAGAUGAAGAACUGUACAACCUUUAGAGGACUUCUGAAGGCAGCCCAGUAUUGGGAGUUUUUAAUGUUUGAUGUUUUAUGAUGUUUUUAAUAUUUUGUUGGGAGCUGGCCGGAGUGGCUGGAACAACCCAAUCAGAUGGGUGGCAUAUUAAUAAUAAAAUUAUUGUUAUGAUUAUUUCAACAUAUGUUCUGUUUGAAAUUUUAGGUUUAAAAUUUGGGGAGGAGGAGAAUGUGCUUAUAUAAACCAUCAAAGUGUUGCCAGCUCCAGCGGCCGAGCGAAGAACCCUGGAUCUGCAGCAAACCGUUUAGAUGACAAAAGGCACUGGAUGUGCACUGAGCGGACUUAA
This is a messenger RNA of Podarcis lilfordi (Lilford's wall lizard), 2585 nucleotides long. Lineage: Eukaryota; Metazoa; Chordata; Lepidosauria; Squamata; Lacertidae. The record is from the annotation of a GenBank genome assembly.